GACAGCAGUCGGGCACACUGUAGUUCAAAUCAAGGUAAAUAAGGACUUUAACAUGGAGCUAAAGACCAGGAUGCUGAGACCACCGCUCACUGUAAUGCUCGUUUCCAGUCUUCUUAGUGCUUCCCUGUCUGAUUCUGUAAACAUAAGACUUGUCAGUGGCAUUGGCACCUGCUCUGGUAGAGUGGAGGUCAAUGUUAACGGCCAGUGGGGAACAGUGUGUAAUGAUGGCUGGGUCAUGACUCAUGCAGAGUCCGUGUGCAGAAAGCUGGGGUGUGGCAAUGCAAUCAGCGUCCAUAGCAGUGCCAGCAUCAGUAAGGGAAGUGGGCCCAUACAGUGGGCCCGUAAUGUUAGUUGUUCCGGAACAGAACACAUCACCACAGAAUGCUUUCAAAAACACAACUGCAGUCAUGGUGAAGAUGCUGGUGUUACUUGCUCAGGUAUGGAAAAUCUCUCUAAUCUCAUUCAAUUUAGCAGUCUAUAAUUAAAUGCACAUGUCAAUA
Molecule: messenger RNA, 500 nt
Organism: Colossoma macropomum (tambaqui)
Lineage: Eukaryota; Metazoa; Chordata; Actinopteri; Characiformes; Serrasalmidae
Product: scavenger receptor cysteine-rich type 1 protein M130-like
Exons: 3
Coding region: 53-481 (142 amino acids)
Cellular component (GO): membrane
Source: RefSeq, a predicted model, not a curated record